CCCCGCUUCUGCCAGCUGCCCCUCGACGACCAGGUCAUCCUCCUGCGGGCAGGCUGGAACGAGCUGCUCAUCGCCUCCUUCUCGCACCGCUCCAUCUCCGUGCAGGACGGGAUCCUCCUGGCCACGGGGCUCCACGUCCACCGCAACAGCGCCCACAGCGCCGGCGUCGGGGCCAUCUUCGACAGGGUGCUGACGGAGCUCGUAUCCAAGAUGCGGGACAUGCGCAUGGAUAAGACAGAGCUGGGAUGCUUGCGGGCCAUCAUCCUCUUCAACCCGGAUGCCAAGGGCCUGUCCAACGCGGCCGAGGUGGAGCUGCUGCGGGAGAAGGUUUACGCGGGGCUGGAGGCGUACUGCAAGCAGCGGUACCCGGAGCAGCAGGGCAGGUUCGCCAAGCUCCUCCUCCGCCUCCCUGCCCUGCGCUCCAUUGGCCUCAAGUGCCUGGAGCAUCUCUUCUUCUUCAAGCUCAUCGGGGACACCCCCAUCGACACCUUCCUCAUGGAGAUGCUCGAAGCCCCACAUCAACUCUCCUAAAG
Messenger RNA from Pezoporus occidentalis (night parrot), 533 nucleotides. RefSeq names its product retinoic acid receptor RXR-beta-like. Gene Ontology annotation, molecular function: retinoic acid-responsive element binding; nuclear receptor activity. The transcript has 5 exons. Gene Ontology annotation, biological process: anatomical structure development; response to retinoic acid; regulation of transcription by RNA polymerase II. Bases 211 to 531 code for a protein of 106 amino acids. The record is from RefSeq and is a predicted model, not a curated record. Lineage: Eukaryota; Metazoa; Chordata; Aves; Psittaciformes; Psittacidae.